UGUUUACAAAUAUAGCUAGCUAGCUAGGAAGCAAUCCGCUGGCAAUUGUUUAUUCAACGCUAGUUCAAUUACAAAACGAUAACAAAAUGAACGGAGUUUACACUGUGUUGUUGGCUGACGCAUAGUCAUUCACAUGGCACUAUAUACUGUGAGGUUAACAUACAUAUUUAGUUUGGUUUUAGUUAGCUAUCAUCAUGAAGUUGGCAAGCUAAAUGGCUUAUUAGCUUUGGUACGUUAUCAGUAUUAGCUAGUGACGAGAUUUUUGGGGACGUGGAUCGUGUGGUAUUUCUGCAAGCUCAUUAUGGAAGGAGUUCUCUAUAAGUGGACAAAUUAUAUGACAGGGUGGCAGCCACGCUGGUUUGUUUUACACGAUGGAAUAAUUUCCUACUAUGAUUCUCAAGAUGAUGUCUGCAAAGGGAGCAAAGGAAGUAUUAAGAUGUCCGUCUGUGAAAUCAAAGUUCACCCCACUGACAAUAACAGACUGGAACUGAUCAUACCAGGAGAGCAGCAUUUUUACGUCAAAGCUGUCAAUGCUGCCGAACGACAGAAGUGGCUUGUGGCACUUGGAAGUUCCAAAGCCGGCCUUGCUGACACGAGGGCCAAUAAAGAAAAAGAAAUAACAGAGACGACAGAAUCUCUGAAAACUAAGAUGUCCGAGCUGCGUCUCUACUGUGACUUGCUAAUGCAGCAGGUCCACACGAUACAGGAGUCUGUGGGCCAGGAGGACCAGGAAGGAGACCACUCCAAUUCCAGCUCGGAGACUCUGAAUGAGGCCUCCUCUUUACUGAGUGCCACGUGUAACACCUUCAUCAAAACACUGGAAGAAUGUAUGAAGAUGGCCAACUCCAAGUUCAAGACAGACAUGGUGCUGUUGAACCCUCCAGACGAUAUGAUGAUGUCCCCUGUUUCUCCGUCCCCAAUACAGAUGGCCCGGAUGAAGCGGUCCAUAAGUUACCCGGGCACGUACAAUUUCGACAGGUCUGGUCUCCCGCCAAAGGACAGUGUGUUAUCAGGUCAAAGGUCAACCCAGAGGAGGACACGGACUUGUUCGGACACAGAGGCUCACAGUGACAGCUGUGUUUAUGAGAUGGAUCGCACUGCUGUGCUGUGUCUCAAUGCCAGUGUGAACGGGCACUCCUCCCACAGUAUCCCUGAGGAGUGUGGUGCCAUCAGUCCUACCAGUCCCAGAGCUAUGUCAGACACUCCAGAUACUGACCUGUCCAUCUGAUCUGUCCUGUCACUCACCAAAUACAUUGCAGUAUCUUCAGAUAAAGAGAGACUGGGCCCGAAUUCACAAACCUUCAAAAUAAUAUAUUUUACGAGGUUCAUAAGAAAAUCAUGAAUUAUUAAGAAUAUGUUUGUGAAUUGCAGUUAUGAACAAUCUUCUGGACUUUUUCUCUUUUUUUUUUUUCUUAAGAAGCUUCUUAUUUUUUCUUUAGAAGUGUUUUGUGAAUCCAGGUCCUGGAGUUGAGAUUGGUAGUCUACUGUCAAGUGACUGGUCCGUCUGGUCAGUAGGCGUAGUACUGUCUAUCUUUUAUGAAUAUUGACUUGGCUAAAGCGUGAAUAGUUUUGAAUUCUGAAGAGCUGAAUGUAUCAGGUACUUCAGUUACUCCACUGACGUUAGACUGAUAUGAGGCUACUGUAAUGUGAGGUGUUACUAAGGUUGUGUUCAUUAGGGCACGCAAUGGAAAAAAAGUUUUAAAACAAGAAAAAAGAAAAUGAGUGUUUCUUAUUGAACAACUCUAGUUGUCCUUCCCUGUCGUUUUCUUCCCUUCAGUGCCUAAUGAACACUCCCCAGCUUUUAUUGCUCACAUACUGCAAUGCAGUCACUGCUUGGCAAUGCGUUAAUGGUAUUUUCAAAAAGUAUUGUAUUUUUUCCUGUGGAAGCUUUGCUUUGCACUUUAAGAAUUAUGGAUCAGAACAAAGUCCUUUUUGAAUGUUUGUACUAUUCCAGGAAGUUUUAUGUUAUUAUUGCAGAAUAAAAUGUUUGGUUUGUUUGAUAUGCAACGUAAUCCCUUAAAUGUUAGGGUUGCUAACUGUGCCAAGGACCAAUUCAGAAUGUGUGGAUGUGGUUACAUUUUCAUCAAUGGGCUGAGUUGGCAUGCAUCUCCUGGUACACCGGAGGGCAGAGUUUGUCUAUUUUAGACCAUUCCAUUGGUCCUAAAGUGAAAUCUCCACCCUCCCAAGUCACUGGGAGAUGCAAAACAAACUUGCCCAAUAUUUUAAACUUGGCACGCCCCCAGUGUUCACCAUAUUGCUAUGUGACAGACACUUUUUAUUGUUAUUUUUUAAAGUUAUAUUUGCCAUUCAUGACAUCCACCAAAAAAGAGCAAUGCCUUAACAGAGAUUCUGGGCAUGGAAGGAGUUCUGUGACUGUAUGAUAUGAUGUUGAUGUUUGAAAUGUAAAGAUUCGUCUUAAAAAUGAAGUGAAAUCACUUGUUUGUAUAUCAUUUCUACAUUGAUUGUAUCAUAAUACUGUAUUUAAUCUGACAGAAGACGAAAGGUCGAUGUUUUCGUAGUGCAAAAGAAUUGUGCAAAGUCCAAAACUACUGUAAACCUCAAUCUUGCAGGUGAUAAAAAAAAUUUUUUACUGAACAAUGCAUGAAUAGUCACCUCUUUAUAACACACAUUGUUGAAGAAAAGUUCCUAAUURAACUAUGCUGCCAGAUUAUAUAAUGAGGCAUUGAUGGCAAUUUUUGCACUUCCCACAAUUAUUUAGCACUAUGAAAAUGUCCUUAGGAAAUAUGUUGCAAUGAGAAGCAGGGCUCAUCUUCAUAGUGUAGAAGUGCUGAUCUAGGAUCAGUUUUGCCUUUUAGAUCAUAAUGAAUGAAAUGAUAUAGGUGCCGAUUCUAGAUCAGUACUACUAGUCUAGUCUAAAAUGUUUUAUGAAUAUCGCCCCCUUGGUGUAUCUGACAGAAACCUGUCAUAUUGGACAGUUGUGUCUCUCUAUUCUGAAAGGUUGUCACAAAUGACCUAACCCCUUUUCAUCUUAAGAAUACGAUGAAUUAUGCAAUGCAUUCAUUAUCUGUGACAGAAUUUCAGAUGCCAGCCAGUUUGAGACUGAAAGCUUCUCAGAGAGAACUGACAAUGAAGUGACACAGCAGCAGGGGGUGCUGCUGACAUAUUGAUGACCCAUUUCAAGCACCUGAACUCCAGGGUUGCACACACCUGCCACUGUGAAGGAGACCAAUUUACUAAAUGUCACACAAUGAGAAUCUCAAUUGCCUUUCCUUGUGUCCUUCUGCCUCCUUUUGGGGUUUGAAAGAUCAGAAGGGAGGUCCCUCCUUUCUGAUCUCAUCCAAUGGUCUUUGAGAAGGAGGCAACGAGAGAGGAUGCAAGGAAUCAAGGAAAUGCAAUUGAAAUUCUCCCUAUGUCAGUGUAGUGACUGUAAGGGUCCCACACUGAGCAUGACCUCUGUGGCCCAUUCUUCCAUGGACAAUAAUAUGAUUUAUGUUGCAUCAUC
This is a messenger RNA of Salvelinus sp. IW2-2015, 3463 nucleotides long. It is a transcript of the gene plekha3, whose product is annotated as pleckstrin homology domain containing, family A (phosphoinositide binding specific) member 3. NCBI's taxonomy places the organism in Eukaryota, Metazoa, Chordata, Actinopteri, Salmoniformes, Salmonidae. Gene Ontology annotation, cellular component: recycling endosome; early endosome; trans-Golgi network. The record is from RefSeq and is a predicted model, not a curated record. Gene Ontology annotation, biological process: receptor recycling; endosome organization; retrograde transport, endosome to Golgi.